AUUUAAAGUCUAUUUCCAAAUAAGUUUGUACAACCCCAGAAAAUAAACUGUACCGUACCUACCUAUUUUCUUUAGAAGACUUUUCCAUAUCCCAAACUCGAACAUUAAUCAUGUCGUCCUUGAUCGAAAUGAGCUUAGAGGAAAUCAUAAAGAAAAAGAAAAUAAAUAUCAGGUCUAAACGACAAAAUAAACAUGGAAAGCAAGGUGUUCAGCAAGGAGCUCUCAAAGCUAAACCACAAGUUAUGGAUGCUAGAAAUAAAAUAAUAUCAAAGAAGAGAAUUCAGAUAACAGAUGCUCGAGACAAAUUGGCCGAACUUGCAAAGCAGAGGGAUGCUAGACUGAAGCUAGAACAUCUCAAAAUGCAAAGAAGAGGACAAAUGACACCUGUAAAUGUUUUUCCAAAGGCCACCAAAUUUACUCGAACUGUUGUCAACAAAGAUAGAGUGUUCACAGAUACAUCCAGGCAAGUUGUCUCACAGCCUCUGAACACACCUAAUCUUAGACGUCAAAUCAACAAUAAACGUAGAUUUGUAGGAAAUAAGGCAGUUGGUACACAAAAAAUACAUAAAAAUCCACAACCCCAAAAAAUUCUCAGAACAGUGGAAAAUGAUAUAGAAAUUAUAGAUGAUGAUGAUGAUGAUCCAAUGGGGGAAGAAUAUAUUCCAACAAAAUUGUUGAACCGCAAAGCUAGUCUACAACUUAAAAUAAUUACUCACAACAAUGGUGCAAGAGAUAAACCACCCAGUACCACUAAUCGAACUGCCAUAAGCGAAAGGGAGUAUAGCCCACCAAGACCACCUUCGAUUCUCAAGAAACGUCCAAUGGCUGCUUUCAAAUCUAACAAUAAAGCUUACAACUCUGACAAGACGGCUCCAGAAUUUAGAAUCAUUGUUAGUAGUUUGAAAAGCACAGUAACAGCUGGAGAUAUAGAGGAAUUAUUUGGAGAUGUAGGUGGCAUGGUCGAAUCGCGUUUGGUUCGUCCCGGUACUGCAGAAGUAAUUUAUAAAACUCAAGAAGAUGCACAGAGGGCUGUAGAUUUAUAUCACAAUCGACAGCUAGACGGACAGCCUAUGAAUUGCUUACUUGUCGUGCCUAGAACACUGAAUUCUUCUUCGAGAAACAACAGUAAACCAGCAUUAUACAGCACUAACUCUAACGUAGAACCUGACUUAUCAACGUUCCACAAAGUAUUAUUUAGUAAUUUAUAAUUUACAAAAACGACACCAGUAAUAAUAUAUUUUAUACAGUGUUAUUGUAAUUUGUAGAAGGUUUUACGCUUCUAUCUAAAGAAAAGGAAAAGUAACAGAUUACUCAAUCAAUACAUCUCUAUGAACGGAUAUUAUGGCUAGAUUUGGGUUUGUUGAAAAGGCAGUUUCCCAUGUUUGAUUAUGUUUAUUAAAAUGUAUUCACACUAAAAAAGUAGUAAUAACAGUAAAUAACACUAAAAGAUACUAUUUUGUGAAAAUAGCAAGCUUUGCAGCUUAUACUGUUAAAAAACCCUUGCAAUCAAUUUUUUAAGGAUGUACGGAUUUAUUCUUAGAUUCUUGUAAAUUUAGUGUUUGGAUAUAAUUAAAGUGUUAAGUAAAAUUCCUCAACUGAUAGUGGUUUAUUAGAAAUGUGUGCCUAUUAACAAACAAACAAAAAACGACAACAAUGAAAUAGAUUUUUCAAUUUGUAUUUAAAAGUAUUAAUCAGCAUUUAAGAAAUUGAAUACUGUAAAAUGCAUGUAAGUAAAUGGCAUUAGGAUACA
Bombyx mandarina (wild silkworm) is the source of this 1750-nucleotide messenger RNA. It is a transcript of the gene Poldip3, whose product is annotated as polymerase delta interacting protein 3. Gene Ontology annotation, molecular function: mRNA binding. Gene Ontology annotation, cellular component: nucleus. NCBI's taxonomy places the organism in Eukaryota, Metazoa, Arthropoda, Insecta, Lepidoptera, Bombycidae. Gene Ontology annotation, biological process: mRNA export from nucleus. The record is from RefSeq and is a predicted model, not a curated record.